GGUGUGCAUCUCCAUUCUAAGGCACUCUCGCUGUGAAUACUUUUCCCACAUCGCUCAGAAGCACACUGCUGCUCAGAGGUUCCCUGCGGUGACAGACAUGAACCUGCCGUCCAGAGAAGAGUGUGAAGGAUGGGACCAGGUGAAAUUGGCCCUUUUUAUGUGCAAGAAUAACAUGCAAGACUGUGCUGCAACUGUGACCAGAUUAAAAAUUGAUGGACUCAGAUUUCUGAAUCUGUCCGAGAAUGAUAUCAGGAAGUUCAGCCUCCUUCAGCAGCCGCAACUUCAGAAAAUGGUUCAAGACAUCAAGAAAAAUGAUGGCAGUCUGCUGAAUAAAAUCAAAAGACUGAAAAACAAACCACGUCCGAACGUUCCUGUCAGAGACUACAGAGACUCCAGAGAAAAUGAUCACUGCUCUGAUCCAGAAUAUAACGACCCCUGCGAUGACCUACCUGACGACAAUUAUGAGCCUCCCCCACCCCAUAGAGAGUUCACUAGAAGUCCCUUCGCUUCCUUGCCAAGGGGGGAAUAUCUUGACAGCUGUCAUGCCCGACCAAGCCGACCCCCCAGGAAGCCCCUCCGCCCACUUAAAGUCUCCAAACAACUUCCUCCUGAACCCCCCCAUCAAGGGAGUGACAAAGAAGAAGACUACAUAGACCCAGAUCCCAACUUUGAGGAUGACUACAUAGAACCCACAGAGAAUUCAUCUCCAAGUGAAAAGCGAGCAGGGUACGACUAUCCACCUUUGCCUCCAACUAUACCAGAGCGUCCAUCCAGUCCUGAUGAUUUAUAUGAAGAACCUGAAAAACAGGAGGCAUCUACACCUCCCCAGAAAAGCAGAUUUUGUCCACCACCACAGUGUCCUUUACCAAAACCCAGCCCUAGGCUGAACAAGUGGGGACCCACACCUUCUGCCCAGCAACCCACAGACGAUGAUGAAUAUGAACUCUGUGAUCAAAAUAAUAGUUUCUGUCAUAAACCUCCAGGUGGUCCUCCCCCUCCCCGUCUACCCAAACCUUUAACAAGAGAGUCACCAAAGCUGCCUGUAUUGCCGAGACAAGAUAUGAAACCAAGACAAUUUGAAAGUAACUCCCUGCCUGUGAUGCACACUGAACAGAAACCGUGUCCGAAAGCUUUCUCACUGGAUCUGAAACGACCAAAAUUCCCUCUGCCACACAUUACACCACCAAAACCAGCUGAGAGGGGAAAUGCUGCUGCUGAAAAUGGGUCAACAGACCAAGACAAGGAUGCAGAUGUUUAUAACAAACCCUGGUUUGCAAGUACGUGUGACCGCAAGACUGCAGACGAUGCCUUAUUGCGAUCAAAUAAGGACGGUGCAUUCAUGGUAAGAAAGAGCUCCGGUCAGGAUGUGCGCCAGCCCUACACAUUAGUAGUAUUUUAUAAUGGCAGAGUCUACAACAUCCCAAUCCGCUUCAUGCCGAGCAUUAGGCAGUAUGCUCUGGGAAGAGAGAAGAAAGGAGAGGAGUACUUCAGCAGUGUCUCCCACAUCAUAGAGAACCACCAGAGGAAUCUUCUGGUGCUGAUCGACAGUCAGAGCAACACCAAAGACGCCACCAAGCUUUAUUAUCCUGUAAAGCCAUAGAUCACAAUCUCAACCAAAUGGUUGUAGAAGAACUUCUGAGGUUCACAGUGCAAGGCCCGUGUUCUUUCUCUUUGCAUCUUUCCCACCUAACUGCAUUUUCAAAGUGUGUCCAAGUAAACACAGAGUUGCAUGUGUUUAAAAUGCAGCUGCAUGGUAGUUACGGUUUAAAACAGCCCAACAGCUGCUCAACAGCUUUUUGCAGGAUUCCACUGCAGUCUUGAUUUUUCCACAUGGGGGAUGGGACUGGCCUUCAUAGAUGUUUAGUUAGGAGAAAUGUUUUAAAGUACAGCAAGUGUUCUUCUUGCUGUACAUGAUAAGCAGUGGUUUAUGCUUUAUGCUGACUUUUUUAUUUUUUUUCAGAAUGACAUUUUCGUUAGCUCCACCUAUUGUUUCCUUCAUUGUGACCAUUUCCUUAGGUGCAUAUAGGCAUCAUGAUAGUGCUACUUACAAGGGGGCGUUUGAGGUGAUUACAGCUUUUGCAUUUUACCACCUAUAAAACUUUCUUGGAUCUGGCACUUUCUUUCGUGUGCUUCAGCAUUCUCCUUUUAAGCAGUAGAUGUUCACACUUCUAUUAAAGAUUAUUUUUGUAAAAUACUUGAAUGCUUAGUCUUGUGUAGAAAUACUGUAGAAAUAUUCUGUAAGACCUUUCCCCAAAUGUUUGUUUUGGUGCUGUUUUCUUUUUCUGACAUUGUAUUAAAUUCUCCUAAUGAUA
Messenger RNA from Girardinichthys multiradiatus, 2312 nucleotides. It is a transcript of the gene blnk, whose product is annotated as B cell linker. NCBI's taxonomy places the organism in Eukaryota, Metazoa, Chordata, Actinopteri, Cyprinodontiformes, Goodeidae. The coding region runs from base 98 to 1600 and encodes 500 amino acids. The record is from RefSeq and is a predicted model, not a curated record. Gene Ontology annotation, biological process: intracellular signal transduction; cell surface receptor protein tyrosine kinase signaling pathway. The transcript is spliced from 24 exons.